Messenger RNA from Neltuma alba, 1307 nucleotides. RefSeq names its product DTW domain-containing protein 2. The coding region runs from base 54 to 851 and encodes 265 amino acids. The record is from RefSeq and is a predicted model, not a curated record. The transcript has a single exon. NCBI's taxonomy places the organism in Eukaryota, Viridiplantae, Streptophyta, Magnoliopsida, Fabales, Fabaceae.
UGGGGACGGCAGAAGGACUGAAGGAGCCCCAAGCUGAGAGAGGAGCAUCGGUGAUGCUCAUGGACUUCGAUUCGGAUGAACCCACACUCGACCUUCCAACUACGACCGCCGCCUGUAUGCCCGGACCACCGUCACCGUCACAUCGCCGUUUCAUCUGUUCCCACUGCUCGCGCCCCGGUCCGGUGUGCCUCUGCCACGUCCUUCCAUCGCACCCCAUCCACACUACGACCCGGGUAGUGAUCCUUCACCAUCCCCACGAGGCACAGCACAAGCUCUCCACCACUCCAAUUCUCACCAAGGCACUACUCAACGCCACCGCCAUCUUUGGCCGACGCCUCCACCCUGGCCUUUCCGCACUACUCGAUCAGUAUCCCAAGGCUUUGUAUCUCUUUCCACCGACUCAUUCCUCGCCGGCCGUCAAUAUCAAUCACCUCAAGACAUUGGAUUGGUUCCGAAAUAACGGAGAAGAUUUGGUUUUGAUCGUUUUUGAUGGAACGUGGAAGCACGCGAGGGAGAUGGUGAAGGCCAGCGAGGAGUUUCUUUCCAAAUUUGCUACUAGGGUUUGUUUGGAGAUCGAUGAAACAGUGAGCGGUGGAAGUAUAUAUGACUCCGAAUUGAUCUUGAGGAAGGAACCCUUUGCCGGGUGCGUGAGUACUAUGGAGGCUGUGGCUAGAGCUUUGAGAGUGAUUGAGCCAAAUGGGUCAGAGAUUGAGAGCAAAUUAAUUGAGAUUCUGAGGGAAAUGGUGAAGCUUCAGGCUAGUUAUUUGAAGCCGAUGAAGCCAAGGCCAAAACUGAUGAAUAAGGUCAAGGAAAGGGAGAAGCAGAUGGAAAAGAAUGAGAGUUCUGUAUAAUCGAUUACUUGAAGAGGACUGUGACAUACUGACCUCUUUUUGGCGGAUACUCACUUGGUACUGCCCCUAUUACUUAGUAAUCGCAUUUAAAGAUUCAAGAUGCCUUUAAUCUUUUUAUGAAGCCGGCGAUUGUCUAGGCUUGUCCUUUAGGUUGUAUCUUCUUUCUGACCAGAGUCAUGAGUAUACCUACUAUUCUUGAGAGGUUGCAGAGGAUCCGAACCCGCUUCAUAGCAUAUGAUUGUGCACAGUUUUGAAAAUUUGUUCUGUGGACCUGUCUGGUGAAUGCAUGGCACAAUGCAUGCUGCUUUAGAAAUGGCAUAAAUAUAGCUGAAUGCUGAGACAAGUACCUCAGUUAGUUCUGUAAAAUUGGACUGCACUGCAGCAUAUUCCUAUUUAUGACUCUAUAUACUUUGGUAAGUAUGGUGGAGAUCUCCAUCCCCUACAAUUUGGUAGUCA